CGCGCAGAACACCGCUCGCUGCCGCGGUGCCCGGGCGGCGGGCGGGGGCUGGCGCUCGCCAGUGCCGGGCGCCGUCCCGUGUGUCCGCCCUGCCGCUCUCCCGGCCCCGGCCCGGGACGCCGCGCGCCAGCCCCCUCCUGCCGGCCUGCCCCCCUCGGGACUGGCGUUCCCUGUCCAGCCCGGCACGGGGCGCGCGUGGCGGGGCGGCCCCGCAUGGCCUUGGCCGCGGCCCGAGGGGCCUGGCCCGGGCAGCCCUUGCUCCCCGGGACAGCCCCGCAGGGGCUGCGCCCUGCCCCGGGGUGUCGUGGUCUCUAAGCCAUCCGUGCCUUCAGUCGUGUUGCAUCCCCGUGGGACCGGGAUGAGAUUGUGUGGCGGUGCUGCCCUCCCUUAACGUGACACUAGGCUCUGCCGUACCCCAGGCGCUUGAGUUGCCGGCUGUGGCUUUGGCUUGUGAAGCCUGCCACUUCUGGGCUGGGCUGUCGGGGAACGCAGCCCCUCCUUGUUCCCCAGUAGAGGAGAGCAUCCAUGUUUCCCAUCUGUGCUGCUCACCAAUGAGCUCUGGGUCCUGAGAGAAUGAACGCGCAAGGGCAGAGAUGCUCCAGUACUGUACAAUGGUCCACAAGCUGGCCUCUGAUUGACAGACAUCCCGGUGUUUCACAUUGCAGCAUGCCUUCAUGCCUUGCUGACUUGCUUUCUCUAGGCUGGUGUUUGCUCAGAGACCGAGGUAUGUCUGUACCCUAGGUACCUCUGUCCUUUCUUCCCUUGACUCAUCUGAAUAACCUGUGUCAGUGGCAGCCUUCUGGUAUCUAUUCACCUCUUGUCACAUUAGUGAUGCAGUAAAUUGUCAGUAUCAGGCGUGUUCUGAUAACCUGCCAUGGCGGAACUGGACUGCUUUAUUAUGUGCUUGGCUUUGUGUCCCUUGGCAAUCUCCUUGCACAAUAUGAACUACGUGGCCUGCUGGAUUCAGGUAGAAAUGCAGUCAGGGUUGUUUAGAAGGGAGCACUUAUUUUUAGUUGUGCAGUCUGAUGCUUACUUCCCUGCUGCACAGAUAAGUUGGACAAACAUCUGUGUGCCCUUGAGCAGCAGUCCCAAGGGCAGUGGCCCAGGUGCAUGUGAGUUCCUCCUCUCUGGAGUCAGAGCAAGAUGGGAAAAUGCCAGUGGGCCUGUGCCCCAUCCCUGUGCAGAGCCACAUCUGUCAAUGCCACUCUUGCAGGGCAUCUGUCCAACCCUUUCUCUGACCUACAGAGGCAAGCUGUGUGGCAGAGCUAGUCAAGUGCCCAGCUGUCUACAGGUCAUCCCUCACUGCUUCCCAACCUCAGUCUUCAGUGCUGCCAACUCCAGUGCACAGGAGCAAUUCUUCCCACCUCUUCAGUAGGCCUGAAAGGAAUGCACUGCUGUACUGUCAGUAGAAAAGAGUGCACCAGGCCAUAAGGUAGUGAUUAUUCUUUCUGUGGUGGUGCCCGAUUCUGAAUAUGACUUUAAUCAAAAGUGAAGCUGAAUAACUUAUAAAUGAUGCAGAAUCAUUAGCAAUUAAUGUAUUGUUCAGGGCUUAACUGUGGCAUGCUUGUUCCUAAAGAACCCAGCAGAGAGCUGGAGGAUCAUGGCUUUACAGAAAUGUUUUUAAUAGUUGAUAUCAGAAUAUAUAUAUUUUUAGAGCCCUUGUACUCGCAGAUGUUUAUGGCAGCAGCUCUGGUAUGAGACAGCUCUAACCUCAGCUGUAGAGCAGACAGGAGAACAUAGGCUUCAUGUGGGGAUCGCAUGCAAACUUCUUGUGCAGGCUGUCCUUUGGAGGUCUUGUCCUAAUGACUGUCAUUGAGUUAUUUUGUAUCUCCUUGGGGUUAAUCAUUGUCCUCUAUUUCCAGGGUGACUUUCUGUAGUUUCAGCUUCUGAAACUUCUUGUCCUGUUUCUUUCUGCUAGAUGUACAAAUCCCACAUGCUUAUAAUGUCUUCUCUGCAGUUUGCUGAACUGUGAAAUGACUAAGUGACGUGGAUUUUUCCAAUGAAGAACUGCAGCCUGGAUGCCUUCAGAUCUCAUUGUCACACAGGUUCUCAGGUCCACUUGCCUGGAGCCUGCACUCACUGUGUUUGCAAUGCAUGAGGUCUGAAGCACUGACUAGCCAUGUGCACUGUGGCUCUUCCAUGCCUGUAUGUCCUCUUGCUAUCCCCUCUCUCCCUUUUGGCCAUAUGGGGACUGGUUCUGGGAAUUACAGCAGGACGUUCUGGCUUUGGGUGUACUCCCUUGGUAGUUUGACACAAGGGUGGUAUCCCCCCUGGGGCACUCUGCUGCUACCAGUAAGAGUCCCAACAAAGGGCCUGUUUAAGCUCUGUCUAGGUAGAACUUCAUAGAAUGUCCUGAGCUGGAAGGUACCCAGAAGGAUCAUUGAGUCCAACUCCUGGAUCUACAUAAGUCUGAGUAAUAAUUAAACCAUAUGUCUGAGAGCUUUCAAAUGCUUCUUGAACUUCAACAGGUUUAGCUCCAUGGCCACUUCCCUGGGGGAUCUGUUACAGUGCCCAACCACCCUGUCAUUGAAGAACCUUUUCCUGAUCUGUACCUCCCUUGACACAGCUUCAUGCUGUUCUAUCAGUGGUCACUAGAAAGAAGAGAUCGGCACCCGUCCCUCCACUCCCCCUCAUGAGCCUUGCUGGCUGACAGGGUGCUAUCUGCAACUUAGCUGUUAGUUGUACAACACUUGCACAGUGGUCAUGGCUGGACCAGAAAACAGAGCCCAUCUGUGGUGAGCUCAGCCCUUGUGUGCACAGGAUACACAUUCCUCAGUCAGUGGGCUAUGUAUGUCUCAGGACUGCAGCUCUAUUCAGCCUGUUUUGCUUUUGGCUUCUGGGAGACCAGAGUGUGCAGACAAAGACAUGGCUCAGUGACUCCCUCUCAUGGGGUGGAGUGAUGAACAGGACCCCACUGACAAAACUCUAAGGAGACACACUUUCAUGGGAUAAAGGAUAUUCAAGGGAGUCUUUAAAGCCUUUCCUGUUUGUCAGCCUUCUGUUCUGAUGAGAUGACACGGAAUACUAUGAUGUCCUCAUUUGCAUUGUCUCCUGUGAUUAUACCUCCUGGUAUAAUGCAGCAGGCUUCUGCUAGGGAGGCACUUGCUCCCAGUGUCUCUCUGGGAUCUGUGUGUGACUGUCCUGGCUGUCUUAGUUGUCCUUGACAGACCAUAAUCCUGCAUGUUUCAGAGUGGUAAUUGCAAUUUUCCUGGUUAGAUCUGCCCAGGAGCAAGAUAUAUUCAAAUGUGAAUGAAUGCAUUUCAGUGGUUGACCUGUAAAAAAUGACCUUUCCUAGUCACUCCUACGUUUUUUUGUUGGUGUUGUUAUGGUGGUCUUUUUCUCCUGUUUCCAAAUCCCCCCUGGGGCUCUUUGUUUACCUGUGUAAGUCACAGCAUUGAACCUGUACUACACAAGCAGCUUGUAGAAGGACACUGUUGUGUUUACUGUGAGAGAAGACACAGGAACAGCAACUUCACUGUCUUCCUUACACACUCAUGUAUUUAAUUUCUAGACAGAACUUGUCUAUGUGUGCAAGUCUGCCGACCUUUGAAGAAUUCUGCCAUGUUCUUCUUAGUGCUAUGAAAUCUCAAAUUAGCAAUGGUGCAGGCCAUGGGUCAAUCAGACCACCUUUCUGAAGAACAGCAAUAGUUAAGUGUUGUUAUCGGCUUUACAGCUGAUGGCAUUGCAUUGCUGGGAAAGUUAGCUCUGCCCUCUAUGCUGGGCUCUCCUCCCCAGCUUAGAGCAGGGGGUAAUACCAGGCAGAUGAGAUGGCCAGAUUGAGUUCCAUAGUGUGUUUAUUCCAAGCUGUCCCAUUUUUCUGUCACAGUUGAUAUAUAAAUACUGUGUCUGUGCUGCUUCCUACGCAGUUCUGGAUGGUGUGCCAGGCAUUGGCGAUGUGCACAUCCACAGAGCAGCCCCAGAGCUUGGAGAAACCUCAUUUCACUAUCACAGUCUUGGUUCAAGAAUUGCAUUAAUGUAAGAUUUGUUUGAACUCUGAACCCUACAAAAACAUGAGACUUAACUGCCAAGAAACUACUCUGUCUGGGCUGAGCAGCAGCAUGUUGUGUCAGGCAGCCCUGCUUUUUGCUGCUGCUGAAGCUGAAUGCAGUAAGCUUUCUAACAGAUGAAAAAUUGAGCAGCAGUGUCCUACUCAGCCCUGAAGGUACCUCAGAUCUGCAAGCAGCUGCCCUCAUGAAAAGCUGAUGUGAAUGCCAUUGUUCCCUCUGAUGGCAAAAUGUCUGCAGUGCUCUGCGACAGCCUACAGAGGCUUUUCCUUUCAUUUAAUUUUGAGCUGCGGGAUCUGGUUAAAUUGCAAUAAGAAUCUCCUAACCUAGUCUGUAAUAAUUUUUUGCUCAGGACAGGCCUUCAUGCAUUUCCCGUCAUGAUGUCUGCAAGGUGGAAGGAGCCUACCAGAGUCCCUUCAUGUCCUGUGCUGAGUCUGGCAGCACAAGCAUGUGACAGGCCACCGUCCCCUGUCAACGUGACUGUGACGCAGCUGAAGGCAAACUCUGCCACAGUCUCCUGGGAUGUUCCAGAAGGAGAUGUGGUCAUCGGCUACGCCAUCUUACAGCAGCGGCAAGAUGGACAGAUGCAGCGCUUCAUCCGGGAGGUGAACACCACCAACCGGGCCUGCGUGCUGUGGGACUUGGCAGAAGAUGCUGAUUACAUCAUCCAAGUGCAGAGUAUUGGCCUGUAUGGGGAAAGUCAGGCCAGUAAGCGUGUCCACUUCCGGACCCUGAAGGAGACCGACCGCCUCCCCUCCAACAGCUCCAACCAAGGUGACAUCACCAUGGAAGGGCUGGACAAAGACAGGCAACUGCAGACAGGCGAAAUUAUCAUCAUCGUGGCUGUGCUUCUCAUGUGGGCAGCGGUGAUCGCCCUCUUCUGCAGACAGUAUGACAUCAUCAAGGACAAUGAUUCCAACAACAACAAGGAGAAGACAAAGCCAUCCUCAGAGCAUAGCACGCCAGAGAGACCAACUGGAGGGCUGCUGCGGAGCAAGAAGUCUCCCUCUGUCAAUAUAAUCGAGGUAUAAGUGCAGCACCAGCUCUGCGUCGGGGGUCCUGGGCAUCCUGCCAGAGCCGAUACAGGCCUUGGAAGAAGAGGCAGCACCAGGCACCCAGCCUGGAACUCUGCAUGCGAAGAUCUGCGUAUCCGAACUUACGCUUUCCCGAGGGCACCUGUCCAGGGACAUGCAUGGAGCUGGCUCCCAGCUGUGCAUGCAGCACACGGCCCUGCCCGUCCCGCAUGCCAGGCCCCACUUCCCUGCCACUGUGGAGUGCGGAGCUGAGCAAUGGAGUGGGGGGGCACACCCUUACCCCAGGGGGGGCAAGCCUGGGAGAGUAGAGGGGCUGGUGUCCCCUCCUGCUCACAGCCCUGAGGAGAGGCAGCACCCCUGUACUUUGGCUUGGCCAAUGGCCUGGGUGCAGCCAGGUGGCACCAGACUCCUGCUCAGGAGAUAUCCUGGGGCAGACCUUGCUCUCAGCCACUGUGUCAGCCUGGGGGUGGGGUGGGGGGGUGCAGGAGCUAAUCCCCUUUUGGCCCCAAGACAGGGGAUGGGGCAGCGCAGGUGGCCCCAGUGCUGCCAGGGAAGUCAUAGAGAGGUGGCAGCAGGGUUUGGGAAGUCAUGGAGAGGUGGCGGGAGGGUCUGUCUGUGGGGCUGGGCACACCUAGUACAGCUGACGAGGGGAUCCCUGAUGGAGGACAGGCUUCACUGCACCCCAUCACUGCAGUGCAGGGGCUUCCCAUACCUCUCCCUGUUGCAGUGCAUGAAAACUCAAUUGAGAGCAUGAGGAGCUAGUGCUGCCACAGUGUCCGAUUGGGCUGCAGAAUGUGCAGCCAGGGCAGUGCCAGUUGGAGUAAUCCUGUGGAGUGCAGUGAGCCUCACAAACCUAUGGGAGCAGGCAGGGCCAGUGCACGGCUGUGGCUUUGCCAUUUCCCUAGUAGGGCUCACUGUGAGCAAUGCCGUGUGCACUCCAUGGAUAAUGUGGAGAGCCUUAGCCUGGUCACAGCUGUUUUGGCAGGCUGUGUGCUGCAGAGCUCAUCACCACUCUGGGGACAACCUUAGCUUCAACAGUGUCAUGUCCCGCUCCUGGCUUCUGUCCUGCAAGUGUGCAGUCACUGCUGAUACUCCCUCUUCUGGAGCUAGCCCCAUGGCCUGCACCAGACUGGCUGAUGCCACACAGACCUGUUGGGAGGGUUUGGCCAUGAAUACCCACAGCUGUUAGAUCUUUCAUUCAACUGAAGAUGGUAUGAGUUGUUAACCAUCUUAGGGCUGGUUAACAGUAUCUGGAUUAUUUGUUUCCUGGUGCCUGCAAGCAGAAGUCUGUUACUGGGUAUCUAUAUUACUUUGUGUCCGAGGGUGAGGCCUGGCCCAGCUAUGCCCUCUUGCCAGAAGCAGGGGAAACAGAGUGACAUGAUGAGCCACUCUGCUACAUGGGUAGCUGGUGCCCUGGCUGCUGCACUUCCCUCCAUGCUCUGUUCUGUGGCUGGUCACUGAGCUGGGGUGCUGGCUCUGCAGCCCUGGACUCAAGCAUCACAGGAUCCAGCGUCUUCCAGGAAUAAACCUUCCAACAAAGCACUUUCAGGACUCUUCCUUCCAGGUGCUGCUCAGCUCCUGCUGCAGGACUAGACUGGGAAGGGACAGGGUAAGCAACUUCCUGUGGCAGGGUCUUUUCAAUAAAAGCAUCCUGGCUCAAA
Molecule: messenger RNA, 6699 nt
Organism: Anas platyrhynchos (mallard)
Lineage: Eukaryota; Metazoa; Chordata; Aves; Anseriformes; Anatidae
Source: RefSeq, a predicted model, not a curated record